UCGCCAUCAGUAGAUUAGACUUCCCUCCCGAAGCACUUCUGGUGAAACCUCCUUGAACCUGUUUUGUCUGGCAUCCUGGCAGCUCAGCCAUACCCUUCAAGCCCAUGACGUUCCUCUCGUUGUAAAGCGUCCUAAUGACAAGAAGUCUUGGCGUUCUGCUACACGGUCCGACGGCCCGUGCCUUAACUGUUUUCCCUGUCACGAGCCGCUAUUUUCUAACUGGUCGUAGCCUGGCCGCUUUGAAGGUGGUUUUCUAGUAUACCAGCUGGUCAUAGCCUGGUAAUAGACUAGCUAGGUCCGAGCAUUAGAGUUAGCCAUGGCUGCGGAUACUGAAUCGUGGCCGGUGGGCUCGCUUGUCCUCGCUAAGGUCACGGGAUACCCGCCAUGGCCGGCUCAGGUCGUGGAUCCUCACAAGUUCAAGAAGCAACCGCAGGAAGGCAAGGUCUUCGUUCUCUUCCUGCAGCCGCGCCAGAUCCGCUUCUGCGGGCCAGACGAGCUGGACAGGUUCGAGGGCGAGGCGAGGGUCAAGGCGAUCGCGCGCAGCCAGCGCAGCAAGUGCCUCCCGGAUUACAAGGCGGCGCUCGACGCGUGCCUGGCGCAGGAAGCCAGGCAGCAGACGCUGCUGCAGCGCCAGGGGGGAGAGCGGCAGCAGCGGCAUGAGCGCCAGCAGCCGUCGCCGCCGCCGCAGCAGCAGCAGCAGGAGCUGCAGCAGGGUUCCCAGCGGAAGGGGCAAGGACGGAAGGGGCGGGGCUCCGGGGAAGUGGGGAGAGGUGAAGAGGGGAGGGGUGGAGAGAAGAGGGGAGAAGAUGGAGAGACGCGAGAGGAGGAUGAGAGGGUGAGGGAGGAUAUUGAGGAAUUUCGUAGGGCGAGUGAAGGACGGAGCAAGAAGGUCGAAGAUAGGAGGGACGAGGCGGACGAGUUGCAAGGGGAGUCGCCACAGGAGAAGGAGGAGAAGGGAGCGAAGAAGGGAGGGAAGAAGGGAGGGAAGAAGCAGAAGGGUGCAAAGGCGCAGGGGAAGCGGAAGAAGGAAAGGGAGGAGGAGACGGAGGUGGAGGAGGAGGAGCAGGCUGAGGAGGCUGAGGAGGCGGGGAAGGGGGGUCGGGAGGAGGGACGGGAGGAGGAACGGGAGGAGGAGAAGGAGAAGGUGAAGAAGGAGAGAGAGGCAGGGACGAGUGGACGAGGCCGCAAGAAGAGGAGAACGGCCGGAAGGGAAGCAGAAGCUGGCAUGGCAGAUGCUGCAGCGGAGGUAGCAGAAGCAGGAGAGGCAGCAGCGGCAGCAGAGGCAGCAGAGGCAGGAGAAGCAGCAGAAGCAGCAGAGGCAGCAGAGGCAGCAGAGGCAGGAGAAGCAGCAGAGGCAGCAGAAGCAGCAGAAACAGGAGAAGGGCCGUCUGCAGAUGGGAAGGAGGCGGGGGGAGAGGAGAUGGAAGAGGAGGGAGAGAACACGCACGUGGGGGCUCGAGCAGAGGUAGAAGCAGGAGAGGAGGAGGGAGGAGCGGGUGAGGCAAGUGAACGAAGAGAUAUUGAGGCAGAGGAGCGAGCGGAGGGAGAUGCAGAGGAAGGGAGCGCUGGAGUUGGGCCCAAGGGAGCGUUGGGGACAGAGAGGGUUUUUGAGACGCCUCAAAAAGGGGGAGGCGGAGAGGAUGGUAGCGCUGGAUUUGGGCCCAAGGGAACGCUGGGGACAGAGAGGGACGGCAGAGGAGACAGAGAGACAGAGGCAGGUGCUGGUGGGGAGGUGGCAGGAGAAACGGCGAAGCCAGAAAGAACCCCGGUUUCUGGUAGGAAGAGAGGAAGGGGGAGGAAGAGUGCAAGCACGGGAGAGGAUGUGGUGGUGACGCGGCCGGCUGAAGCAGGGGGUGAAAAGGCAGCAGAAGGGAGAGUUGGAGGGAGACGGGGGGCACACCAAGAGGCAACAGGUAAGAGAGCGGCAGUACAUGCAGAGGAGCCAAGCGAGGCGGAGGAGGAGGAGAAGGAGGAGGGGGAGGCGGAGGAAGAGGAGGCGCAGGAGGGGGAGGAGGAGAAGGAAGUUGAAGUGGAGGUCGUGGAGAAAGCAGGGAAGGGCGUAAAGCGAAAGAAGGGCAAGGCGGUGGUUCUUGAGAGGAGGAGCACCAGAGCUGGUACGGCUGGGAGGGCUGGUAGGUCUGGGAGGACUGGUACGGUUGAGAAGGGUUCAGGAGGACCGGAGAGGGGGAAGGGUGGCAAGAAGGAGAGUGGGAAAAGGGCCAGUUUGUUGAGAGGGACGGGGGGCGGGAAGAGAGGAAGGGGAAAGGGAGGGAAGAAGGGCAGGGAGAGGGAGGAAGAGCAGGAGGAGGAGGAGGUUGAGGAGAUGGAGAGGAGAGAUGAAGAGGGGAGUAGGAAUAGUGAGGAGGAGGGGGAAGAAAUGGAGGUGGAAGAAGGGGAGGGGGAGCAAGGGGAGGCAAUAGGUGAGGCUGAAGUGGAGGGAGAGGAGGAAAGGGAGGAGAAAAGUGCAGAAGUGGAGGAAGGGGAGGGAGAAGAGGGAGAAGACGAGGAGGACGAGAGUGUGAAUGAGAACGACUCAGAGGAAGAGAGUGAGGAGGAGGAGAGCGAGGAGGAAGAGGAGGAGGAAUAUGUCCCUUCGUCACAGAAGGCAAAGAAGCCUCGUGCAGAGGGGGGAGUUUCCCAUAAGCAAACUGCUGUCGCCAUGCCUCGCCCCAAACCUGCUCCCAAGCCUCGCAAGGUAGCAGCGCUCAAGGCUCUCGCCAAGCCUCACCGCCAGGCUCGGUCCACAGCUGCGGCUGCUGCUGCUGCUGCCGGUGCUUUCAUAGUUGAGGGGAGGGCCAUUGGUGCUGCGGCAGCAAAGCCGAAGAAAGCAGAGAAGAGGAGGAGGAGAGGGAAGGAGGUGGAGGAGAGAGAGGUCGAGGCGGAAGGUGGGCAGCAAGCGGGGGCAGGAGAGGAGGAGGGUGUGGGGGGAGGGCAGGAGGGGGGGCAGCGGAAGGGAGCAGGGAAGCAGCAGAAGCAGCAGGCAGGGACAGGGAUCGCGGGGGCUGAUGGUGGGCUCGCUGCUGUCAAGCGAAGCCUAUUUGACAUCGUCAUGGCUGGAACUGCAUCCGACGUGGAGGAGGCAGCGUACAGAUGGAUGGAGGGCUACGAUUUCAACCGCACGCACGCCACUGCUCAGCUGCUCAAGCUGCUGUUCCAGGCGUGUGGAGUUGAGGUGGUGAUGGGUGAUGAUGCAAUCAUCUCAGAGGGCGUAGCAGUGGACGAUGUUGUUCAAACCCUGGUGGACACGGCACACCAGACCACACUGCUCGAUCACCUGCAAGCCACUCAAUCUGACCACCACCACCAUCACCACCUCACUGCCAAGGACGCCAGGGAUGGCAAUGGCACAGGCUCGUCUGUCCGCGCCAAGGCUGCUGACGGGGCGUCGUUCCGCGCCUCCCUGCUGCUGUUCUGGGACGCGCUCAUAGUGGCGGGCGGCAGGGAGGGCGCGCUGUUUGACAACCGCCUGCUGCCCGCCCUCCUGGAUUACCUCGUCGCCCUCUCCUCGUCCUCCCCCCGCAUAUUCCGCCACGUGGCAACGCUAGUGGGUCUGCAGAUCAUCUCCUCCAUCAUCACCGUUGCUUCCGUGCUCUCUGACGCGCAAUCGACAGCUCAGAGGCAGCUGCAGGCCACGAUCCGACGGUCCGAAGAGCAGGAGGAGCAGCGAGAAGGGGAAGGCAGAGAAGGAGCUAGGAGGAGCACUAGAAGGGGGUCAACCGGGGGAGGUCGUGGGAAGGGGAGGGGGGAGGCGGAGGGGGAAGAAGGGGUGGGGGAUGGGGCAGGUGGGAGAGGCGGAAGGGGAGUUGGAGGGGUAGGGGCGAGCAGUCGAGUGGUGGUGGAGCUGCAAGCGAAGGUGGAUGAGAUGCAUGGGAAGAUGGCAGAGCUAGAGGGGUUCAUGCGAAGCGGGUUCACCGGCAUCCUCACUCAUCGCCACAGGGACGUAGACCCCGCCAUCAGAGCAGCGUGUGUGGCAGUGCUCAGCAUCCUCACUCAUCGCCACAGGGACGUAGACCCCGCCAUCAGAGCAGCGUGUGUGGCAGUGCUCAGCAUCCUCACUCAUCGCCACAGGGACGUAGACCCCGCCAUCAGAGCAGCGUGUGUGGCAGUGCUCAGCAUCCUCACUCAUCGCCACAGGGACAUAGACCCCGCCAUCAGAGCAGCAUGCGUGGCGGCGCUGGGGCAGUGGGUGGUGCGCUACCCAUCACUCUUCCUGGACGACGUCUACCUCAAGUACCUCGGAUUCUCGCUCAAUGACAAGGUGGCAUCCGUCCGGCUCACAGCCCUGUCAGCGCUCCAAUCGCUGUACGCCAGCGAGGACAAUCUCCCGGCACUCGGCGUCUUUUCUGAGCGUUUCUUGCCACGUAUGCAGCAGAUGGUGGAUGACGUGGAUGCUGAUGUGGCGGUGGCUGCCAUCUCAUUGGUCCAGCUGCUCGCCAGCAACGACACCCUCCCACAGCACGAGGCGAUCUCCCUCCUCGCUGACCUCCUCACAGACGACUGCCCGCCCCUGAGACUCGCCUCCUGCCACGCCCUCUUCCACCUCCUACUCUCCUCCUCCCCACACCCCACCACUCCUGCUGCUGGUGAUGCUGCUGCUGCAGCCGAGGCAGGCGCAGGGAAAGACAGCGGGGGAGGCAAGAGGUCGGAUGAAAGGGGAGGGAAGGGAGGGAGGGGCGGGGAGGGGAGACGGCAGCUGUGCAGCAGGUGCUGGUGGUGGUGCGCAUGGUGCAGCCGUGUGGGGAUGCAGUGCAGGCUGGAUACGUGGUGGAAGCCUUGUGGGAUAGAGUGCCCGAUUUCAAGACCCUGGGUCAGCUGCUUCUGCAAUCAGACAGCCAAGCCACGCCCCUCUCGCCCUCCUCCCAGCCUCUCUCCCCACUCCUCCCUCCUCCUCCACCCCUCCUUCCCUUCCUCCUCCCCUCCUCCCGACUCCGACACCCCCACACUAGCUCUCCUUCUCUCACUAGCCGCUCGUAAGACUGUGGGGCUGCCUAUCGUGCCAAAGAGCGGAGGGGACAUCAAGAAGAAGACAGCAGCAGCAGUGUCCAAGGCAAAGAGGCAGGAGCGGCAGGCAGCAGCAGUGGCAGGGAUGACAGCAGCGCUGGUGAAGGUGCUUCCGCCAAUGAUGCGGCGCCACGUGGCGGAUGAGCGGGUGCUGCUGCGGCUGUUGGAGGCAGCAGAGUGCUUGGACGUGGGAGCACUGGCGGACAGGCAGCAGCAGGAGCCGCUCCUCGCGAUCCUCUCAGCAGCACGCGACAGCCUGGCGCGCCACGUCAGCACAGCAGUGAUGGCGUCAGCGACGAGAGUGCUGCUGCGGUGCAUGCAGCAGGCCCAUGGGGAGAUGCGGGAGCAGGCAGAGGAGGCAGUGAGAGGGGCAGUGAGAAGUGUGGUGGUGGGGAGAGUGAGAGAGGAGGCACGUGCUGUGUUGGACGCAGCUUCUUCUCAAGCCACGUCAGCAGCUGACGUGGACACCUUUUCCCUCUCAGUGGCUGCCACUCGGCUCGCUGUCUUCCUCCUGCAAGCAGACAUCAGCCCCUUCCUGCGUGUCACAGCUGCUGGUGCUGAAGCCACUGCUGCUGGGGCUGCUGCUGCUGCUGGGAGGGCGGCUGAUGCGGAGGAAAUGGGGCCGGCGGGUUUGUUUUCUCUGCUUCUGCAGCUGCUGGACCGGUUCCCUCCCUACAAGCACACUCAGCUGGCCUCGCCUAUCCUCCGCUCGCUGGUCCUCCUGCUGCUGGCCUCGCCUAUCCUCCGCUCGCUGGUCCUCCUGCUGGUGUGGGAUUUCAAGAGCCUUGUCUCAGCACACAGCAGCGAGAGAAGGGGCGGGAAGGGGGCAGACGCAGGGAGAGGAGGGCCAGGGGAGGGAAGUGAGGGUGAUGGGGAGUUGGAUGAUGGCGUUGGGAGUGAUGAGGGGGGUGAGUUUAGGGAGCGGGAGGGCGGGGUGAAGGAGAGGCAGGAGCAGCUGAUGGCGCUGCUGCUGCGGCUGAUGGAGGGAGGGACGGAUGGGAACACUGCAGGGAGACAGGGAGAGGAGCAAGAGGAGGAGGAGCGGACUGCAGAGGAGCGAGAAGGUGGGGGGGAGCACCAGCAGCAGCAGCAGCAGCAGCAGCAGCAGCAGCAGCAGCAGCAGCAGCAGCAACAGCAGCAGAAGCAGCGGUUAGCAGCAGAGGUUCUAGAGCACAUAUCCGACCUCUGGGUGCUCUUCGCCCUCACAAGCUCGCCCACACCCUUGUGCAGCCGCUAUCCCUCACCGCCACACCAACCAGCGUCAACGCCUACUGGGCCGCCUGCACGAGUCUCCUCCCAGCAUGUGAAGGAGAGGGAAGGUGGGGCAGGAACCGUGAGAGUGGGGGACGGGGAAAAGCCCAUGCGGAUGGGGAGAAGGGUGGGGAUGGGGGUGGGGAAGAGGAUGGCGUGGGAGGGGUGUUUGGCAGUGGCAGCGGUGUGAGGAAGCAGGAGAGGGUGCUUCUUGAGACGCCUCACAGGCAGCAGGAGAGGAUUCUGACAGCAGCGGCUAAGCUGGUGGUCUGUGAUGCUGUGAGCCCAGAGCUGCUGGCGCCUGCUGUGCUCUCGCGGCUCGUGUUGCUGGGGAGGGGAACGAGGAGGGAGGGUAGUGGUGGUGAUGGUGACGGGGUCAAGAGGAGGAUGAAGGUAAAGAGGAGAGAGAGGAUGGGGUGGUACGGCUGUUCUUGUCUCAUCUGCAGCAGAGGAAGAAGCGGGCGGCGAGUGGGGGAGGGAAGUUUGAGUUGUGGCCCAUUUUCCUGCAGGCGCUCAAGAUGGCCUUUAUUCCCUCGCUGUCACUCAUCCCAACCGCCGACCACCCACUCACAGCUGAUGACGUGGCACCGUCUCAUUCGCCAAGCCCAGCAUCUGUAGCGUGCUGUGCCAGCCUGGCAGCCCGCCUGGCUGCUGUAGCAGCCGCCCCGCAGUUCUCUGCGCAGCGAUUGGCGGAGCAGCGGGCGGCAAUUCGGCAGCUAGUGCAGCAAGGGGUGGCAUUCGCGUUUGAGUCGCCGCCCGACCGGCUGGCGUUUCUGGAAUGUGCGCUUCUCCCGUUUGCUUCAAAGCUCACUGGAGCUGAUGCUAAGAGCAUGUGA
This is a messenger RNA of Closterium sp. NIES-67, 7088 nucleotides long. NCBI's taxonomy places the organism in Eukaryota, Viridiplantae, Streptophyta, Zygnematophyceae, Desmidiales, Closteriaceae. The record is from the annotation of a GenBank genome assembly.